Messenger RNA from Recurvomyces mirabilis, 828 nucleotides. RefSeq lists its product as uncharacterized. The record is from RefSeq and is a predicted model, not a curated record. The transcript has 2 exons. Bases 1 to 828 code for a protein of 275 amino acids. Gene Ontology annotation, molecular function: acyltransferase activity, transferring groups other than amino-acyl groups. NCBI's taxonomy places the organism in Eukaryota, Fungi, Ascomycota, Dothideomycetes, Mycosphaerellales, Teratosphaeriaceae.
AUGUUGAUCCUGAUCCGUGUCCGCGCACAGCAUCCUGGGGCUGCCACCUUGACAGCUAAACCGAUAUCAAGAAGCACCUUCGUCAAUUGCGCCGGCGCUCCUGUCACUUACUGGAUAGACUUGCUUGACACACGACUAAAAAGGACCAUGGCCGAGGUCAAGAUCAAAACCACCACCGGUAAAGCGAGCGUAGACCAGGCCGCCAAACUAUACAAGGACGCCUUCAGAGACGACCCCGUCAUUGCAUACAUGCUCUGCAACCUGACAAGGGAGGAGCUCCACACGUAUCUGUACAAGUGGAUGACAUGUCUAAUGAUCGCGUCGGCGAUGAACGGUGGUGUUUUCGACGAGACCGAGGACUUCUCAUCAUGUCUUGUCACCAUACCGCCUGGCGAACGGCCCGACAAUGUCUGGACAUGGAUACCCGCCGGCAUGAUCGGGUUCGUGGCGAAGUUAGGUUUGGGUGGUUUCCGACGCAUGUUGCUGGAGUUUGAACCAAAGACCGAUGCCAUGAAGCGCAAGGCAUUUGGCAAGAGCAAGAAGUUCUGGUAUGUCUUUUUCAAUGCUACCAGAGAAGAUUGUCGAGGCCGUGGUCUAUCUACCGCCCUUAUGCAAAAGGCACAGGAGAGGGCAGCCAAGGAUUGUGUGCCUCUAUGGUUGGAAGCCACAACUGCAAAGUCCACGAAGCUGUAUCUCAAGCUGGGCUUCGAAGUCGUUGACUCGAUUUUGCUCGGAGAAGGGCAAGUAGAUUCUGAGGGAAAGAAACAAGCUGGUGGAGAUGGAGUACCUGUGCGCGGCAUGGUGUGGUGGCCACCGAAGACUGCGUGA